Messenger RNA from Porites lobata, 1458 nucleotides. NCBI's taxonomy places the organism in Eukaryota, Metazoa, Cnidaria, Anthozoa, Scleractinia, Poritidae. The record is from the annotation of a GenBank genome assembly.
UCAUUCCUGCCUCCUCUUGCAAGGAACUGUAUGAUAAUCAAGGGUAAGUUUACUGGUCGGCUAUAUGAUGCAUGACAUGCAUGUUACAAGUACUUAUCUUUUGCCAGUUCACCCGAAGUGUCUAUUUAAAAAACCUCCGAGAGAGGAGAUAAACUGAAAAGCGCAAUCAUGGCUGCUGGGCUAAAAGAGAGGGAAAUAGAAAGAUAGCAAAAUAUUUUAAAACAAAUGUAAUUUGCACGCAGCAAAAGUUUCGAUAACGCGCACCUCAGCGAAGACAGAUUGGAAGACGCUUCAUCCUCCUAAAAUUUUAAUCAGAUGGUUUAAACCAAAAACAACAAAAAAUAGUCAGAAAUUGGUCAAAAAUGGAUGAUUAGGCUCGAAGCCUCUUAUCUUGCCGGGUUCAACGAUAAAUGGAAGAAAAGAAACUUUGCACUAAUUCUUGUACUUUUCAUAUAGGACAAAACCUCUAGUUUUUUUAGUCAGCACCUUGAAUUGGUACGAGACCAUUUUUCUCGCUUGACAUUGAUUGACAAAGAUCAAGAGGAUUGUUCAUUUUUGUCCCUUAAAUUUUUCUCCAUCAGGUUAACUACCAGCCGAGUGUAUACGCUGAAGUUUGAUUCACACGAAUUUUCUGUUUACUGUCACAUGGGAGUCUUUGGAUGCGGAGAUGGAGGAUGGACGCCGGUCAUGAAGAUUGACGGCACUAAGGUACAAGGCUUUCAGCUUAUCACCUAACUGUGUUAUGAAUAUUUAUUCUACGAUUCUCGUUUGCAGAAAACUUUCCACUACGAUUCUCAUCUCUGGAGCGACAAAAAUCCAUACAACAUUUCAGGAGGGAGAACUGGGUUUGAUUCACAAGAGACUAAGCUGCCGAGCUACUGGAAAACAUCCUUCUCCAAGAUCUGCCUCGGUAUGAAGUUCGGCCACAAGAUAAGAUUCGUUACCAUCCACGGGCACGCCAACUCGCUGUACUCGCUGAUCGCUGACGGCCGAUACCGCGCCACCUCACUGGGUCGUAGAACGUGGAAGUCGCUGAUUGGUCCACAGGCCUCCUUACAAUACUAUUGUAACAAGGAAGGGUUUAAUGCUAUCUGCAGGAAAACACAUCAUUCUAAAGCAAGAAUUGGUAUCACCAGUAAUAAUGAGCGCGAUUGUGUCUCGUGUGACUCCAGAAUCGGAUUUGGUACAGGAGGAACUCCUGACGACACAAACACGUGUGGAAAUGAGGCUACAUGGUCACCAGACAACGGACACAAGCGGAUCAAGACCAUGGGCUACAUCUUGGUUCAGUAGUAAAGAACCGGAACUGUUCCAUGAGAAUUAAAAUUUUAGUUGUUUAGUUGCUUUUAAGCUUUCUCAGCUCGGAAGAAAGAAAAUCCAUAACGGGACAUUAAAUGCCAGUAACAUGUCGGUUAAUUUACGAUGUAAAGGUAGCCUUAUUUUACGAAUAAAAUGGGG